UUCUCUUUUCUCUGUUCUUAGCCUCCAAAGUCACCACCACCGUUAUAUUAGAAUGAAGACUCAUGAUUUCAUGAAUGUCAACUCUUUCUCUCCGAAGGAAAGACCGAUUCGCCUCUUUGGCUUCGAGUUUGGAGCUUCUCAUGAAGAAUCUGAUGAGUCCAAAGACAAUUUCAACGAAAAAAGUACUGAAAGCAUCAAAGGAAAUAACAAAGAAAAAAGAAGAUUCAAGUGCCACUAUUGUUUUCGGCACUUUCCUACUUCACAAGCCCUAGGUGGCCAUCAAAACGCUCACAAGAGAGAACGUCAACAAAUCAAACGCUUCAAUCUCCAUUCAAACGCAGCAGCUAUAUUCCACCGCCACCAAGACCACGUUGCUGCUUCUACGUUCUUCGAGGAUCGCUUUGGUGUUGAAGCUUCUCAAAUCAACGACGCCAGCAGAUUAGGGUUUUGGCGUAGGUAUAACUCAUCAGCGAGAUUUAAUCGCGACGGUCCAUCUUACAAUAGAUAUAUGCCUUUGUUCAUCGGCGAUAACCAGACUAGGCCGACGACGUAUGUUGGUGGUAGCAGCAGGCGUAGUCUGUUUUACGAGUCCAAGGCGAAUGUACCAGACCACGUGAGUUUGGAUCUACGGCUCUAAUUCCUUUUCUUCAAUAUCUCUAGCUUUUUUUCCUUUUUUCUAAUAGCUU
Molecule: messenger RNA, 686 nt
Organism: Camelina sativa (false flax)
Lineage: Eukaryota; Viridiplantae; Streptophyta; Magnoliopsida; Brassicales; Brassicaceae
Product: zinc finger protein GIS2-like
Biological process (GO): trichome differentiation; response to gibberellin; trichome morphogenesis
Molecular function (GO): DNA-binding transcription factor activity
Source: RefSeq, a predicted model, not a curated record